Messenger RNA from Onthophagus taurus, 479 nucleotides. RefSeq names its product Small ribonucleoprotein particle protein SmE (gene SmE). The record is from RefSeq and is a predicted model, not a curated record. Gene Ontology annotation, cellular component: spliceosomal complex. Gene Ontology annotation, biological process: mRNA splicing, via spliceosome. Gene Ontology annotation, molecular function: RNA binding. Lineage: Eukaryota; Metazoa; Arthropoda; Insecta; Coleoptera; Scarabaeidae.
AAAAUUACAACCUAACCUAAAAUUUUCGGCGUCACUAAAACGUUUUGGCACCAACACUAUUUAUUUCACGAUUAAAGUAAAUAAUUAACACAAACGAUGGCUUUUAAACCACAAAAAGUUCAAAAGGUAAUGGUACAACCCAUUAACCUAAUUUUCCGUUAUUUACAAAACCGGUCGCGAGUUCAAGUGUGGUUAUAUGAAAACGUUAAUCUGCGAAUCGAGGGCCACAUCGUUGGUUUCGAUGAGUAUAUGAACUUAGUUUUGGACGAUGCUGAAGAAUAUUACACCAAAACGAAACACAGGAGGCAAUUGGGGCGAAUUAUGCUGAAAGGAGAUAACAUUACUUUGAUACAAAAUGUUAACCCGGAAUGAGAAUUAGAAAAUUAAGAAUGAUGUUUAAAUUCUGAUGUGUAUUAUUAAGAUUAGUUCUUAAGGAUUGUAAUGUUAAGAUGAAUAGGAAUAAACAUUAUUUUGAAGAA